GCUUCAUCCAUAUCUGCCCCGAACACGGUCUUCUAUCCCGCCGCUCGACGCCUUCUGUCCUGAAUUCCCGCCUAUCAAACCAGAUAGAGUUUCCAGUGCCACCACAAGCUCAAAAUUCGGAACGCAAGCGCUGACUAGGCCGUCAACAUGCCCAGUGCCACCGGCCAGAACUGGGAGAAGUACCAGAAGACCUUUGCCGACGAUGAGGUAGAAGAGAAGAAGAUCACUCCUCUAACCGAUGAGGACAUCCAGGUGCUGAAGACGUACGGAGCCGCUCCCUACGCCGCGGAGCUCAAGAAGCUCGAGAAGGAGAUUAAGGACAAGCAGCAGACGAUAAACGAGAAGAUUGGCGUCAAGGAAUCAGAUACUGGCCUCGCACCACCACAUCUAUGGGAUAUCGCCGCCGACCGGCAGCGAAUGCAGGAAGAGCAGCCCCUCCAGGUCGCCCGGUGCACCAAGAUAAUACAGGACGAGAAGGACACCGAGAAGAGCAAAUAUGUCAUCAACGUCAAGCAGAUCGCCAAGUUCGUCGUGAACUUGGGCGAGCGGGUGUCACCGACAGAUAUUGAAGAGGGCAUGCGAGUAGGCGUCGACCGAAACAAGUACCAGAUCCUCCUCCCGCUCCCACCCAAGAUCGACCCUUCCGUCACCAUGAUGACCGUAGAAGACAAGCCCGACGUAACCUACGGUGACGUCGGCGGCUGCAAAGAUCAAAUCGAGAAACUCAGAGAAGUCGUCGAAAUGCCCCUACUCUCCCCCGAACGCUUCGUAAACCUCGGCAUUGAUCCCCCCAAAGGUGCCCUUCUCUACGGACCCCCAGGAACCGGAAAAACGCUCUGCGCGCGCGCCGUCGCCAACCGAACAGACGCCACCUUCAUCCGGGUCAUCGGCUCCGAGCUCGUGCAGAAAUAUGUCGGCGAAGGCGCCCGCAUGGUCCGCGAGCUGUUCGAAAUGGCGCGGACGAAGAAAGCCUGCAUCAUCUUCUUCGACGAAAUCGAUGCCGUCGGCGGCGCACGUUUCGACGACGGCGCGGGCGGCGACAACGAGGUCCAACGCACAAUGUUAGAGCUUAUAACGCAGCUCGACGGCUUCGAUUCUCGCGGCAAUAUCAAGGUCAUGUUUGCUACUAACCGUCCCUCGACCCUCGAUCCCGCGCUGAUGCGUCCCGGCCGUAUCGACCGUAAAAUCGAGUUCUCGCUGCCGGAUAUGGAGGGUCGUGCUAACAUCCUGCGCAUCCACGCGAAGAGUAUGAGCGUGGAGCGGGAUAUCCGUUGGGAACUUAUCUCGCGGUUGUGCCCGAAUAGCACGGGUGCGGAGCUUAGGAGUGUGGCGACCGAGGCGGGCAUGUUUGCGAUUCGUGCGCGGAGGAAGGUGGCAACGGAGAAGGACUUCUUGGCUGCGGUCGAUAAGGUGAUUAAGGGGAACUUGAAGUUCAACUCUACGGCGACGUAUAUGCAGUACAAUUAGAGUGGAGGCAGCGCGGAAAAUGAGGAGGAGCAGGGCGAAGGAAGUGCAUUUUUGGAGUCUGAGCUGAGCGCACGGCAGCGUUUGCCUGUCAUUGUACCAAUACGAGGGAUCAGGAGUGUAGAGAAGUAUUGCAUGCCCGCACGUGCCUCUUUCCACUCUCUCGGCCAUAGACGUAAUGAAAGCAGUUGGUAGACAACCUUCGGCUAGCUAAGAG
This is a messenger RNA of Lindgomyces ingoldianus, 1681 nucleotides long. Its product is annotated as 26S proteasome subunit P45. Gene Ontology annotation, biological process: proteasome-mediated ubiquitin-dependent protein catabolic process. The record is from RefSeq and is a predicted model, not a curated record. The transcript has 5 exons. Gene Ontology annotation, molecular function: ATP binding; ATP hydrolysis activity; proteasome-activating activity. The coding region runs from base 148 to 1467 and encodes 439 amino acids. Gene Ontology annotation, cellular component: proteasome regulatory particle, base subcomplex. Lineage: Eukaryota; Fungi; Ascomycota; Dothideomycetes; Pleosporales; Lindgomycetaceae.